AAGAACACAAGCAAGACGUGAACAUGGAGAACAGAAUACACAAGCAAUUGAUAUCAAAAAAAAAGUGCCACAUGCUACGGACGGCUGCGGGCCCCUACCAGUUAUUAGAAGGCCUGUUUCAUGGAAUGAUAGGUCACUACAAUAUGUAUGUGGAUGGAUGGCUGCACCGCAAAGUCAGCGACAGUAACAUUUUAUUGUUAUCAGAGCCUGAAAUACAAAAGCCCCCGACACGGUUCAAGUUCACCCAGGACUUGACAAAGUGCGCGAGUAUAAUCUUUGACGGCGACCAAGCGAUCAAAUGGCGAGAACUACUAGAGCUCAAGCACGAGGAGCACCGUUCCGAAACGUUUCCUUACAUGUCUAUGCGAUUGCUGAGAGCGUGGGAUAGGGGUCAAGCCGUGCUUCACACAUUUGCGGAUGACUUGGAAUCUUUCUUCUGGG
This is a messenger RNA of Serpula lacrymans var. lacrymans S7.9, 441 nucleotides long. RefSeq lists its product as uncharacterized. NCBI's taxonomy places the organism in Eukaryota, Fungi, Basidiomycota, Agaricomycetes, Boletales, Serpulaceae. The annotation marks the transcript as partial. The record is from RefSeq and is a predicted model, not a curated record. The transcript is spliced from 4 exons.